AUGCCUGUUGUUCUCAUCGGGAUCUGCGUGUCCGGAGCAGUUGGGAAUUUGCUCGUUUUGCUGAUUUUGAUCUGUGACUUUAGAAACAAAAGGGGCUCCGAGGUGAAAGUCCUCCUCUCAUCUCUGGCCUCCUUGGACUUGGCGAUCUUGCUGCUGUGCGCUCCUGUGCGCGCGAUCACUUACUACAAGCAAACCUGGACCCUGGGCAGCUUCGUGUGCAGCACCACGGACUGGUUCCAGCACUCGUGUGUGGUUGCAAAAACUUUACUCCUUGCAGUCACAACAAGAGCCAAACACACUUUGGUCCCCAGUCCCAACACGGGGCCCCUGAACAUCCCAACGUGGAUCCAUGGAGCCGUGGUGAUUACCUGCGUCGUGUCCAUGAUGUUUCCAAUUCCCCAGAUGCUUUUCGCCUCUCUGGUGCCUCAUGCCCGAGACACUAUUUGCGUCUACAAAAUGCCAGCGUGUGCAGCCGACUUCAUGAGUUUGUUCUACAAGAUUUAUCCAACUGCAUGCUAUGUGGUGCCGGUCAUCUUCACCAUUGCCUACUACACCAAAGCUCUGCACACCGCGGUGAACCACGCACCUAGCCCGCAGCGCCAGAGCAAAGUCACCCUUGUUUUGUUGUGUCUGAGUGGAGCUUUGGGGCUCAUGCUGCUGCCAGAGUGGGGCACGUUCACCUGGAUCAGGCUAGGGUACAACAAGCCUCCCGUGGGUUUGAUCAUCUUUGCGCAAGUCAUGGUUUACGCUUGCAGCUCCUUCUCUCCGGUGAUCCUAAUGACCAUGUACGACGACGUGCGCCAAGGACUGGUCCAGAUCUGGUUCAUCGCGUCCUGCAGAGGGUCGAAGCAGCUUCCCAGCAACAAGUGUCAAAAAACGGAGGGAAAUGGAGCAGAAGUGGGGGCCAACUCCGUGGAAAACGCAAUCGCACAGGAGGGGGAGAUGACCAUCCCAGAUGUGGAGCACUUUUGGACAGGGCGCAGGAAUACGCACGUGGAGGUUGAGCAGGAUCCGGUUCCAUGGGAGAGAGAAGAGAAAAUGUUAUAG
Molecule: messenger RNA, 1047 nt
Organism: Notothenia coriiceps (black rockcod)
Lineage: Eukaryota; Metazoa; Chordata; Actinopteri; Perciformes; Nototheniidae
Product: probable G-protein coupled receptor 151
Exons: 1
Coding region: 1-1047 (348 amino acids)
Biological process (GO): G protein-coupled receptor signaling pathway
Cellular component (GO): plasma membrane
Molecular function (GO): G protein-coupled receptor activity
Source: RefSeq, a predicted model, not a curated record